Penicillium cataractarum is the source of this 3042-nucleotide messenger RNA. RefSeq names its product mismatch repair ATPase MSH1. Gene Ontology annotation, molecular function: mismatched DNA binding; ATP binding; ATP-dependent DNA damage sensor activity. NCBI's taxonomy places the organism in Eukaryota, Fungi, Ascomycota, Eurotiomycetes, Eurotiales, Aspergillaceae. The transcript has 3 exons. Gene Ontology annotation, cellular component: nucleus. The coding region runs from base 1 to 3042 and encodes 1013 amino acids. The record is from RefSeq and is a predicted model, not a curated record. Gene Ontology annotation, biological process: mismatch repair.
AUGCGUGUUAAUGCUCGGGGGUUUGUUCAUUUGGCACCUUGCUUGCGGUCCUCUUUCGACCGAGUCCCAGUCAUCGCAUCUUUUCAAUGCCCUAUUCAUCGAACGAUCUGCCACCAUGCGCGACGCAUCUCGGCGCGCCCUCGCGUACCCGCGGCGCUCCCACCAGUUGAACAAUACAGAGGCGCGAAAACGAAGGCAACGGUCAAAUUGAAGGACCUUCCACAAGGCGUCGUCAAAUUGGAACCAUAUGAUGAUGGUGUAGACGAUGCUCCUCGAUAUCCUACUGUGGUACAAGGGCAUCGUAACAAUAUGCAGAAGUUCAAGAACUGUGUGAUCCUUACAAGAGUUGGAGGCUUUUACGAGCUUUACUUCGAACAAGCUGAAGAACUGGCGCCACUGCUCAGCUUGAAACUUGCGUCCAAGAAAACCAGCGCCGGACCGGUUCCUAUGGCCGGGUUCCCUUUCUUCCAACUCGACCGCUUCCUCAAGAUACUCGUUCAAGACCUCAACAAAUACGUGGCAAUCAGCGAGGAAUUUGCUAUUGAGGCAGAGGACAAGAUGAAAUCUGGAGGUCUGAUGUGGGACCGAAAGGUGGCCAGAAUCAUCACACCGGGGACAUUAAUCGACGAGAAGUUUAUCGAUCCUUCCGAGAACAAUUUCUUGCUCGCAAUAUACUUGGAUGUUACGGCCUUAGCCGCGCAAUCAAAGCAGCAGGUGGAUGCACAAUCGUCGCAGCACAUAUUAUCCUCUGUACCACAGCCUGUAGGCUUGUCUUGGAUGGACUUGUCUACGGGCGACUUCUAUACUCAGCUCACGACACUGCAGAUGCUGCCAUCGGCUAUCGCCAGAAUUGGGGCUCGAGAGAUUCUCGUUGAUCAGAAUGUUCAAGACCUCAUUGGACAGGAAUUGCAAAUGCUAGUCGGACAUGAGCAUCGGUUGGUCACAUUCUUCCGAUUCCCGGAAAGCAUUGCCCCGAUGUCCGAAUGGGAUUCCAUGCUCGAAGCUCCCAUCCCAGAAGACACUCGUGCCUCAUUUACCACCGAGGAAAUAGCAGCUGGGUACAGCCUACUUGAGUACACUCGAGUACAGCUGCAGAGGACAGACCUCAAACUACUGCCUCCGCGCCGGCGGCACCUGAACGAAUCUAUGAGCAUCGACCGGAACAGUUUGAGGGGCCUUGAGAUUCUAGAGACUGCGAGGGAUGGGUUUGGUAAAGGAAGCCUGCUUCAUGCUGUCCGCAGAACAAGCACUAAAAGUGGUGCUCGUCUUUUGCGGGACCGACUGACCUCUCCAUCUACAUCCAUACAAGUCAUUAAUGAUCGAUUGGACCUUGUCUCAGUGUUCAUUGAUAACAUCGACCUUCGCGACGGCGUAAUCCAGCUGCUUAAACGGAGCUACGAUGCUCAACGGUUGGUUCAAAAGUUUGCGCUUGGCAAGGGAGAUGCAGACGACUUGAUUUGCCUUUCCCGGGCCAUCGAAGCUUCCAAGGGGGUUAGACAGGUUCUCACCGACCACGCAAGGCAAUUGCAUCGGUCAGACGCGAAACAAAGUCUAGCAUCCAUGAUCUCGAGGCUUCAUCUCGAUGGUCCAAUUGCGCUCGCAGAGCGAAUACUCGCUGCCAUCGACGAGGAAGGUCUCCUUCAGCAGCAGCGUAUUCAAGAUAGCACAGCCGCUGAAACAGCCCGCCUUGCCCAAGAAGUUGCUUUGAAUGAAGGCACUCCCAGUGAGCUGGAGGCACUGCCAAAGAAAGUUCGCGCCAAAUCCAGCGAGCGCACUGCAACUGCAGAUACAGAAGCAGGCCCGGCCGAGACAUGGAUCAUGCGCCGUGACGCCAGCAAGACACUGAAAUCUCUCCACGAGCAAUUGGACGCAUUCUUCGAUGAAAAGGGUACACUCACCCAGCGUUUGCGAGACUCUGUGGGCUCCACCAAUAUUACUCUCAAGUGGACCCCUGGACUCGGCCACAUUUGCCAUGUCAAAGGUGCCAAGAUUUCCCAGCAGUCCCUCGAAGAUCUAGGCGUCACGCGCAAUGUGUCGUCUACCAAAUCCACCCGCUCCUUUUACCUUCCGGCCUGGACCGAACUUGGGAACCGCAUGGACAACGUGAAACUGCGAAUCCGACAAGAAGAACAGGCUAUUUUCGAGCGCCUGCGCCGUGAAGUCAUCCUCAACCUGGUCAAGAUCCGGCGGAACGCGGCCGUCAUGGACGAGCUCGAUGUAGCCUGCUCAUUCGCCACCUUAGCCCAAGAACAACAAAUGGUACGACCAAUUCUCAACGAAGGCACAACGCACAAGAUCGCCAGCGGACGGCACCCAACCGUGAAACUGGGGCUGGAAGAACAGGGUCGCACGUUUGUUAGCAACGACUGCUUCCUCGGCGAGCGCGAGCGCAUCUGGCUCAUCACAGGCCCCAACAUGGCCGGUAAAAGCACCUUCCUUCGGCAGAAUGCACUGAUCACGAUCCUCGCACAAGUCGGCUCCUAUGUGCCCGCUGCAUAUGCCGAGAUCGGGCUCGUCGACCAGAUCUUCAGCCGUAUCGGGGCCGCGGACGACCUAUUCCGAGAUCAAUCGACGUUCAUGGUCGAGAUGCUGGAAACUGCAGCUAUCUUGAAGCAGGCUAGUCCUCGUUCCUUUGUGAUCAUGGACGAGGUCGGUCGGGGUACGACCCCGGAGGACGGGACUGCGGUUAGCUUCGCAUGCCUUCACCAUUUACACUACCGAAACCGCAGCCGCGUGCUAUUCGCCACACACUUCCAUGGGCUGGCGGACAUGACAAAGUCGUUUGAGUGUUUGGAGCGAUAUUGUACUGAUGUUAAGGAAAGUCCCGGCGGUGGGUUCUCCUUUGUGCAUCGCUUGCGUAAGGGGGUGAAUCGGGAGUCGCAUGCACUCAAAGUGGCCCAGUUGGCCGGGCUGCCGAAGGAAACUCUUGAGCUUGCGUCCCGUAUUCAAGGGCAGCUGAGAGGAGAAAUGGGCACUCCAAACGCGGCCAGUGAGAUCUGUGAGACUUGCGAAGAGGACCGACCUCUUUCACACAGUGCCUAG